Molecule: messenger RNA, 3551 nt
Organism: Trichomycterus rosablanca
Lineage: Eukaryota; Metazoa; Chordata; Actinopteri; Siluriformes; Trichomycteridae
Gene: etv5a
Product: ETS variant transcription factor 5a
Exons: 13
Coding region: 180-1736 (518 amino acids)
Biological process (GO): cell differentiation; regulation of transcription by RNA polymerase II
Cellular component (GO): nucleus
Molecular function (GO): sequence-specific DNA binding; DNA-binding transcription factor activity, RNA polymerase II-specific
Source: RefSeq, a predicted model, not a curated record
GAGAGCAUCUACAGAGCGAGCACAGCGGGUGUGCAUCUCUCACACGGAUUUACUCUCUUCUGCGGGAUUUACUUCGUCCUCAGUGUGCGCACCAUCUUUUAUAGGAAAAGAGACUACUAAAUAUAGCCAUUGCUUUUAAACGACCAGCCGAAGCUGGGAACUUUUAAGACCCCGGUGUGAUGGAUGGCUUUUACGACCAGCAAGUACCAUUCAUGGUUCCAAGCACUAAAUCAUCUCAGUUGGAAGAACCCUACAACAGACCUGUCAAUGACAGGAAGAGAAAGUUUGUAGACACUGAACUCGCUCAGGACACUGAAGAACUCUUCCAGGACCUCAGUCAGCUGCAGGAAAUCUGGAUUGCUGAAGCCCAGGUGCCUGAUGAUGAACAGUUUGUUCCAGAUUUCCAGUCAGACAGCUUGAUGUUUCAUGGCCCUCCACCAACCAAGAUUAAACGAGAACUGAGCCCAUCCAAAGAGCUCUCCCCCUGUAACGAGGACAGGAGUCCCAUGCUGUAUGAAGAGAAGUGCCUUUAUAAUUACAGUGCCUAUGAACGAAAGCAUCCAGUUGGGUUUAAGCCAUUGACUCCCCCUUCAACGCCUGUCUCACCAUGCAUCUCUGCCACCACACACCCCAUGCACAAACAGACUCCUCCUCUCCUCCACAAUCCUGCAAUAGGUCAGCGCACCAUUCAUGGGCAGCCUGGAAUGACCAACUCCAACCUCAAUCAGAGGGCCAUCCCAUUACCCAGCCAGACUCCACCUUUUGCAGUGCCGUGUCCCCCUCUAAACCACAACACCCCCUUUAACAAUGAACACAGGUUUCAGCGCCAACUCUCAGAACCCUGUUUGCCAUUUCCUCCCUCUGAAAGUCAGGCAAAGCCAAACUUUAUUUCCCAAGCACCAGGCACUUCACCCAGAGAUGGGCGACCUCCAUAUCAUCGGCAAAUGUCAGAGCCAUUGGUUCCUGUUCAUCAUCAAGGGUUUAAACAGGAGGUGUUGGACUCUCGUUACCCUGAGCAGAGUGCCCCCAACAUGGCUUCACCCCAGGCUUCCUUCCACCCAAUGGCCAUCAAGCAAGAGCCCAGAGACUUCUGCUUUGAUUCCGAGGUGCCGAACUGUCAGUCUUCAUUUGGAAGGGGAACUAGCUUUUACCCAAACCAAGAAAAUUUUCCAUUUGAUCGUGAUCAACACUCUUAUUAUGAUGACACGUGUGUGGUUCCUGAGCGACUUGAAGGGAAGGUAAAGCAGGAGCCCUCUGUAUACCGUGAUGGCUUACCUUACCAGCGACGUGGCUCUCUUCAGCUCUGGCAGUUUCUGGUCACACUUCUAGAUGAUCCUGCCAACGGUCAUUUUAUCGCGUGGACAGGACGUGGAAUGGAAUUCAAGCUUAUCGAACCAGAAGAGGUGGCUCGACGUUGGGGACUUCAGAAAAACAGACCAGCCAUGAAUUAUGACAAGUUGAGUCGAUCACUGCGCUACUACUAUGAAAAGGGCAUUAUGCAGAAGGUUGCUGGUGAGCGGUACGUAUACAAGUUUGUAUGCGACCCUGAGGCACUGUUCUCCAUGGCCUUUCCAGACAACCAAAGGCCAAAUCUUAAGGCUGAUACCGAUGGCCUGCCAGGGGUGGAUGAUGACACGCUACCUUUUACUCAUUUUGACGAAGGAACCCCCUACCUGGUAGACGGGGGAGAGCAAUGCGUCUCUGGGAUGCCUUUUCCCAACGGCUAUGCGUACUGACCUAAAACCCCAACCCAGAACCUGAACCGCUAAGCAGACUGGAGCAUGUCUGUCCCCACUGCCUCAAUUUAUUCUACCCUGUUGUACAUUUACAGAUUAGCCCUCCCCCUAAAAAUAAUUAAAUUAAAUGGAGUGAGGAGAGAUCUGCAAACCAUCGUACUUUUUGGUUAAGCUCAAGAGAAUGAGUCAAGGAAGUGAGGGAAAUCUGGACUCUUGUGGCUUGACGGGCUUAGUUGCAGGGUUUGGCUGCCAUAGAAGAUUUUUUUUUCUCUGGUGAGUUGUGCUGAAGGACUGUUGGUCUCUUUGCAGACUAAACGAACUGUAGCAAUUCUGUUUUGACAAUCUGUUUUUUUUUUUAAGUAACAAAAUGUUAAGAGAUGCCCUAACGAAAUACAAACAAACAGCACUAUUUAAUAGCAGCGUAUUUUGGUAGUAAAAGUUUUGUUACUUUAAAAUGAUCUAAAUCUUUGAGAAAUGCAAAAGGGCUUUGUUUUGCAAUGUAAAAAAGACCCAGGAUUGUGGGGUUUUGUUAGUUGUUUUUUUUUAACCAACAUUUUGAUUCGGUUCAGUUCAGAACUGCUUCAAACAUGUAGUAUUUCAACAAAACAUGCUUAAUUUCAUAGAAGCUUAAGUGUUAUUAAGUUGUUUUGUACAACCUAUCAUUACUGGAAAACUCAACAAAAAAGUCGAUCAGUAAUGAAACCACCAGCGCUCCUAAGGACACUCGGUCAAAUUACAGCGACUGGUAACCCACAACUGCAUAUGCAUUGUCAAGCCCUGAGAAGCUUAAAUUGUUACGAUGUGUUGUGAUAAAAUGCAAACACUUCAGACAAUACUCAAAGGAUGCACUAGAAAGACUUUGUUAGUGUUACAACCUCUGACUGCAUAAAUUGUAUUUAGGAGUCAAUGUUUUAUUAUUGUUUUGUAAGAGCUUCAUUUCCUUUGGCACUGUUGUAAUUUUAAAAUGCACCAAGAUAAGCCAGGACCUUGCAUGCAAUACCAUAAAUUGUGCAGCUUUUCUUUACUGCAGAAUGAAAGUUGAUUAAAGACCACUGCUUUUGUUGCAUGGUGUACUCAACUGGCAAAUGUCCACUAACAUAUUGCUUUAUUUUGGACAAUGAUGAAAGGAAGUUCUCUGAUUUCUUUUGUUGCAUUUUUGGGAGAAAUGAACUUAUAUAAAUAUAUAUUUUUGCAAAGUCUGCAUUGGUUUGAUUUGUAUCAGCUGUAUAGUACUGCCUAAAAUGUUAUGUUUUUAAUUUCUGAUACCCAUGAUAGUCAUGCACUCCUUUUCUUUUGGAUUGAAGUUUUCCCAAACCUGUCUUUUUCUAGGUUUCUCUGCUCAGUUGUGCAGGUACACUGUCUUGUUUCAAAUUUUCAUUUUUUUAUUAACCUGCUCUAAACCUACAUGAUUUUGUUUGUAGAUUGCUUAAUAUUGAGCUCAAAAUCAGGUGUGUUGGGAGCUGGGAAUGGUUUUAACUAUCUGGUAGUGGGUCUGCAGGACUGGAGUUGAGAAACAAUGGCCUAGACGGUCCACAUUUUCUGCUUUCUUAUAGUUCCAAACUCACCUAAACGAGGUAUUCAGUAUUCUUGGCUGCUGGGUAUGAAAUGAAAUGGGGCCAGGUUUGGGAAAUGCUUUCAUAUUUUUCCUCAUUAAGCAACAGAUUUCUAUGAUUUAAAUAGUACCACCAAAACGGGGGUUUGUUUAAUUAAAACCCCACCAUCAAAAGAGGAAUCUGCAUGUGUAUAAAGUCUUCACAGUGUAUACCUUUAGUUUAAAAUCUGUACUGGGUACAAUAAACUGUCCUUUCUGCUUCA